UAGGUUCAUCGUAGCGAGCAGUCCCCGUAUCAAACGCAGCUUCUCCCACUCCAUAUCAGUAAAUUGGUCAUGGCAGUGCCUUGUUGCUUCGUGAAACAGCUCGCCUCCAGUUCUCAGCUGUCAGCCAACGAGACAAAUCUGCUCGUGAAUUUUCCCCUAAAUCUGUGUAUCAUCAUGUGCGAGUCCACAACAGAAAGUCGAGUCCACCUCGACCCGCUGAUCGAGAAAGUGACCGAGCGUUUCAAACAAAAUGUCAGCAACGUUAGCUACGAACUCUCGAUGCCCGACGAUUCGUUCUUCCUGUCAAACAUGUUCUUUGUGCGCAUCACGAUGAACGAGGAAAAGAUCGACGUGGUCGUGAAGAAGCCUUCGCCGCUGGACUACGUCAGAGAAAUGUUAGAAUCGGACGUUCAGUUUCACAACGAGAUAGUGUUCUACGAGAAAUACAGCAAGGAGGACGAUGAAGUGCCUCGAUGUUUCUAUACGGAAGAGAAGCCGCCCGUGGACUCUGUACUCGUUCUUGAAAACAUCAAGUCAAGUCGAGGCUACAGUCUGAGUCAUUGGAAAUACGACAUCCCGUUAGAGUACACGCACGCUGCGAUUCGGACGCUCGCAAGGUUCCACGGAAAAUGUUAUGCGAUGAAGGAGCACCAGCCAGACCGGUUCUUCGACAUCGUCAGCAACCUCUGGCCGUCCAGGUACAGGCACGAUAGCCAAAUGAAAGUGAUGAUGAACGGCACUGCAACCAGAGCGGUGGAGUAUCUUCGGCGACGAGGAUACGACAAAACUUUCUGCGACCGACUCGAGGCCAAAUGGGAGGACGUCUUCGGAAACGUGGUGAUGGAUAUCGUCAGACCGGAAGAACCACUCUCGACGCUGUGCCACGGCGAUUUUACGAUGAACAACGUUUUCUUUAAACGGGAAAACGAACAGCUGAAGGCUAUGCUCAUAGACUUCGCUCUCGUGAGAUAUGGGUCACCCGUCAUCGACCUCUCCACGUUGCUGUGCCUACACUGCGCCAGGGACCUUGACAAGAACCUGCUGGACAACGUGCUGAAGGUGUACCACGAUGCCUUGAUCGAGGUUUUGAAGGAACGCGGUGUUGAAGAUUUAGCGAAGUACUCGUAUCAGGCUUUUUAUGAGGACUACAGGAAGAAGGGAAUAUUCGGUUUCUUUAUUUCCACGUUUUUCCUGUCUAUGGUGAUGGGUAAGAACACUGUGUCCCCCGAAGAGAUGAUGCAAAUGGACUACGAGAAAUCGGUUUUGGUCUUGCGGGAAAGUGGCGGUGAUGAGAUUUCUGAGAUCCUGGCGAACAUGUUGCUGAAGCUGAAGGAAUUUGGCUGUUUGGAUGAUUAACCUGUGAUACGAUUAAUGUUACAUUCGUUUAGAUAAAAGUCGUAAUGUAUAGAUUAAAUUGUAUCGAUCUAUCAGUGAUCUCUUCGUUGCUCAAUUUGACUUAGUUCAAUCUAUUAGUGAUUUUAUUGGAAUAAUGAGUGUGAAGUUGAACGAAUGUGUGUUUAGAUAAUGCAAUUUAGUUUGAUAGAUUUCAUAAGUGACGUGUUCGAUUUCUGGGACAGUUGUAACUGGAUCAACCUGCGAUGGUUAUAUGAUUAAGCAAAGGACUGGGUAUAAGAUUUAUGAGCAUUAUAUAAUGCUGGGGUCAAUUUGGUAUUGACUUUGAUGAAUUGGAGGCUUCAAAAAUAUUUUUGUAAAAUCUUGAUGGUUUAUUAUGGCAAUUCGAGGUUCCUCGAGUGUUUAUGGGUUUAUGGCACAGAUUGUAUUUUAUCACUAUUUCAUAGAGGAUUUUGCUACCUGUAUAGUAUUCUGUAAAUGAACGUAAUGUGAUGUAGUAUUAUAUAAUGUAGUAUAAAUAAUGAAUUUAAUAUAA
This is a messenger RNA of Megachile rotundata (alfalfa leafcutting bee), 1888 nucleotides long. RefSeq lists its product as uncharacterized. NCBI's taxonomy places the organism in Eukaryota, Metazoa, Arthropoda, Insecta, Hymenoptera, Megachilidae. The record is from RefSeq and is a predicted model, not a curated record.